GUGAAAUGUAAAAUGACUGGUGACUGCCCGUAACCUCAGAACUUCAGAAAAGUUAUCCCUUCUUUUUGUACUUGUGUAUUACCAUCACCCCCCAAAACGAACACAUCGACGAUACAGGUCGGGAAACACGCCGUGGCAACGUUCCUCUACGGUUCUCACGCUCAUUUUCGCCUACGUCCUUUCUUACUACGACCUAUCUAAUUCGCAUAACGUUCCUGUAGUCGCUAUUAGGAGCUCCGUUUCUCCUGAAAUCCGGUAUCGUUCCCUACUAUUCUGAGAGAUGCGACCGACCCUGUAAAAUUCGAUCAAGCCUUCAAGUGUUAUCGCCACGAUGGAGGCCGUGGCUUCUCCUUUGGGCCUGCAAGGUCCUGCUACGAACGGCAUAUCGCCCUCGUCAUUCAUUACCAUCGAUCCGGCUUUGGUGGUAGACUAUCUGGCCUCCGUGGUCACUAUCGCUCUCGGAGCCACUCGAGAUGAGCUCGAGCGCCCCGAUAAUCUCCUCUCCAAAGAUAACUAUGCCGACACCAUACAGCGAUGUAGUCGCUUUGCGACCGAUGCCCAGGUCGCUCUGUAUGUUCAAAAGGAUGCCAAACCAUCGGGUGACAUGCCCGAUGGCCCAGUUGAUGAUGUCCCCAUGUCGUACACUUACACAAUCACUUCCGAGAUAUCUUCCUCGCCGACUACGAUAGCUUAUCUUGCACUGCUGAAACGUCCUCAAGCGAUCGACCCGUCGCUGCCGCUAACCUCGCAGAUCCAGAUACAAACGCUGCCUGGCACUGCUUCACUUACUAGUCUCGUCAGUGAACAAGGUCCGACUGCCUCUCCCUUCGAGAUACUUCAUUCUAUUCUUCACAAUGCGCUGGCGCCAUACUUCGAUGCCAACACCAAGACCUCGCAGGUUGCAAAUGGCGCGAGGAAUCGGGCAGACGUGGAUGCAAAGACGGGUAUUCCUGUAACGAAGAAGCGCAUGACGGAGCUGGAGCUGAGUUUACUUCACCUCCAGCAAAAUGUCGAGAUUCCCGAGCUGUCUCUCUCGUUUCAUCCCGUCGUCCAGGGUGCCUUAGAAGAUGCUGUCGCACGCAAUGUGCGACCUAGUACCGAUAUGAUACCCGCCAACCUUCUCUCUGAUAGUACUUUCAUGAACAAUUUACAGUCGACCGUAAACAGCUGGAUUAAGUCGAUACAGACCAUCACGAAACUCACCCGUGACCCCGUAACGAGAACUGCGACGCAGGAAAUCAACUUCUGGCUGUCCAUGGAGUCUGCGCUGGAAGGCAUUGAGACUCAGCUGAGGAGCGAAGGAGUCACGCUCACCUUGGAGAUUCUGAAGCAUGCGAAGCGUUUCCAGGCCACCGUUAGUUUCACCGCCGAUACGGGUCUGAAGGAGGCUAUGGAGAUGGUGCAGAAAUACAAUCAGCUUAUGCGAGACUUUCCCCUCGAUGAAUUACUCUCCGCGACUUCGUUGCCCAAGAUUCAGGACGCCAUUGGCCAAAUCUUCAGCCAUAUGAACAAGAAGAUGAGGUUCAGCAAUUAUCCUAUAGCACGGACCUUACAUUUGGUCGAAGCUAUUUCAGCGGAUCUUGAAGAGGUUAUGCAUCGCCUUCUUCCCGGCUCAGAAUUGGUUGACCUCGAUUAUAAGGACUUCAAAAGCCUUAUGACUACUGCUGACGAAAUCUUCAAGUCUUGGGACGCCCAGAUCAAAGAUUUCACCAACAUUGCCAGAGAGACAACGCGUAGAAGACAGGAAAGGUUCAUCCCUAUUAAAGUUAACCCUAAGCAUAGUGAGCUUCAGGCUCGACUCAAGUAUAUCGAUACCUUCCGAGACAAUCAUGAGCAGCUGCAGAGAACGAUUGUUAAUGUUCUUGGUCCGAAGUCAACUGUCAAUGGCAUUAGCGAGGAGACGACCGGUAACGGCGUUGCUCUCGUUGAGGAGAUGGGUGACGUAGACGCCGUUGAGGAAGUCCAGCAAGCUUGGGAAGCAUUGAAACAUGUUGAUCUGCUCGACGUUUCUCCCGAAGGCACCCAACGGUGGGUCAAAGCAGAAAAUACUUAUAAUGAACGAACCUCUCGGGUAGAGAAUUCGAUUAUCGCUAGACUGCGUGAUCGCCUCGCAACAGCAAAGAACGCGAAUGAGAUGUUCCGUGUUUUCUCCCAGUUCAACGCUCUCUUUGUUCGGCCCAAGAUUCGUGGUGCCAUUGCUGAGUACCAGAACCAACUCAUCGAUAAUGUGAAGCAAGCUAUUUCAGGGCUUCACGAACGCUUCAAGCAGCAGUAUGGUCACUCCGAAGCCCACGCUAUGGCCCAGCUCCACGAUUUGCCUCCUGUUUCUGGCGCCAUCAUUUGGGCGCGUCAGAUUGAGCGACAGCUUGAUAACUAUAUGAAGAAAGUUGAGGAUAUCUUGGGUUCCGACUGGGCUCUUCACACCGAGGGUCAGAAACUACAGACCGAGAGCGAAUUGUUCAGAAAAAAGCUCAAUACGCAGAUGAUAUACAAAGCCUGGAUCGAGGAUGUUCAGCGUAAACAGAUUUCAAUAUCUGGUAGGCUCUUCAACAUCAACAAGGUUAGAGCCGCUAACAAUGCGCUUGAUCUCUCGGUGAACUUCGAUGCCCAGAUAAUCGCACUCUUCAAAGAGACUCGUAACCUUGGCUGGCAAAACUUCAACGUGCCUCACGCUGUAAACAACAUCGCAAAAGAUGCCAAGAGAGUGUAUCCGUACGCCGUGAGUUUGAUGGAAAGUGUGAGAACAUUUGCGCAGACAACCAGGCAGAUAUCGGAAUUGCCUGAAGUCUCUAUUCUGUUAAGCGGCUACCAGAACGAUGUCCAUGUUCUAGUUGCGAAGGGCAUACCCUUGAAGUGGGAGACAUUUGUUAACACUUGGGAAUCGUACCAAAAGCCGUCGCUCGCUAAUGGCAGCCUUGAGCACGCGAUGAGCCGUAAUGGUGAGACUAAGCAUGUCUUGUUCGUCCGAGAUUUUGCUGCGGCUGCUUCCCUCCUUCAAGCGAAGACCAUCACCCUCGCAAAUAUUCACUUGAACGUUCAAAAGGCUUUGGCGGAAUUAGCAACCUGCCCUUACGAAGCGUCGGAAUUCGAAGCGCGCCUACAAGCGAUCCAGGCGGCUGUCGAUCAACUGAACUUGGAGCAAUAUGUCAAUCUUGGCUUCUGGGUGGAGAGAAUGAAUGAACGAAUUAAAUUAACUCUGCUUACUCGCCUCCAGCAUGCAGUCUCAGCGUGGAUUGAGGCAUUCGAAGACGACACGCCGAUAGAUCGUAUUGAGGCCAACCGACGAAAGCAGUUGGCUCCGACCGGGGAACCUCUCAAGUCGGAUGCUCCUUUGAUGAAACACUUGAUUCAUGAAAUUACAAUGAAGAAUCAAGUCAUCUAUCUGGACCCACCUCUGGAGUUUGCGAGAGCUAGCUGGUUCUUACACUUGCAUAACUGGAUAGGCAUUGUCUGCAACCUUCCAAAGAUCAAGGCCUCCAGAUACCAGAUGAGCUUAACGUUAAGCACCGUCGUUCAAGAAGAAGCCCGCUUCAAUGACCUCCCCAGCGAUUGCACCGAUAUACUUGGCAGAGUCUACACAUCGAUCGAAAAGAAGUUGCAAGGUAUCGGCGAAUAUGUCGACAAGUGGCUACAGUUCCAAUCCCUUUGGGAUUUGCAAUCUGAACAGGUGUACGAACUUCUUGGUGAUGAGCUCUCUAAAUGGCUGCAGUUGCUGCAAGAGAUUCGGAAAUCUCGUGCUACAUUUGACACUACCGAAGUCAGCCGCUCAUUCGGCCACAUUACCAUCGACUAUGAACAAGUGCAGAUGAAAGUCAACUCUAAGUAUGACCAAUGGCAGCAGGAAAUCCUGGUGAAAUUCGCGAGCCGGCUUGGCAAUCGUAUGCGAGAAGUCAAUGCCGAGAUAGAAAAAGCCCGCAGAGACCUGGAGGGACAGAGCCUUGAAGCGAGUUCGACUGCGAUGGCGGUCCAGUUCAUCACCAUUGUUCAAAGUUGCAAGCGCAAGGUUAAGGCAUGGGCUCCUGAGGUCGAGACCUUCCGUCAAGGUCAAUCUACCCUCGUCCGAAACCGGUACAAUUUCCCGAACGAUUGGGUAGAUGUUCAACAGGUCGAUUCGACAUGGGAGGCCCUUAACGAACUUCUGAAUAGGAAGGCAAAGAUUGUGCAAGAUCAGACUGAUGCUCUGAAGGCCAAGAUCGUCGCAGAGGACAGGGUUGUGAUAGACAAGAUAACCGAGAUUGCUACGCAGUGGAACGACGAGAAACCCGUUUCAGGGACGAUUGCCCCUGAUGUUGCAUCUGCGACUCUCGCCUCUUUCGAAGCUAGGAUCACAAAAUUGCAAGAAGAAUUCGACAUGGUGUCUAAAGCCAAGGAAGCGCUCGAUCUCCCCGCGAGCCCCGAGUCUUCUCUCUCAACUAUCUUAGAAGAAGUCCAAGACUUCAAGUCUGUCUGGGCUGGCUUGUCGACUAUCUGGAAGAGCCUGAACGAGCUCCGAGAGACAUUGUGGGGAAGCGUUCAACCUAGAAAAAUUCGAGUCAGCAUUGACGGCCUGAUCAAGAUGACGAAGGAGAUGCCAAGUAGGAUGCGACAGUAUGCCGCUUUUGAGCAUAUCCAGAACAUCCUCCGCCAGCUUCUGAAAGUGAACAGCCUUCUAAGUGACUUAAAGUCGGAAGCUAUCCGAGAUCGACAUUGGACUAAGAUCUGGAAAGAUAUCAAGCCUGGGCGGCGAUACUCGCCUGUUUCUAUGACACUUGGAGAUGUCUGGGAUCUUAACCUCGUUGCUACUGAGGUUAUUGUGAGAGACAUCAUCACGCAAGCUCAGGGUGAGAUGGCGUUGGAGGAAUUCUUGAAGCAAGUGAAAGAGACCUGGAACAAUUACCAACUGGAUCUUGUGCCGUAUCAAAGCAAGUGCCGUCUUAUCCGCGGCUGGGAUGAGCUUUUUGCGAAGUGCAGCGAGAAUCUGAACUCAUUGCAGGCGAUGAAGCAUUCGCCGUAUUACAAAGAAUUCGAAGAGGAGGCCUCGUCUUGGGAGGACAAGUUGAAUCGCGUCCACGUCCUGUUCGAUGUCUGGAUUGAUGUUCAGCGCCAAUGGGUAUAUUUGGAAGGCGUCUUUACUGGAAAUGCAGACAUCAAGCAUCUCUUGCCAAUCGAGUCGUCCAGGUUUCAGAACAUCAACAGCGAGUUUAUGACUGUGAUGAAGAAAGUCUACAAACAACCUAUGGUGAUGGAUGUCCUAGGUAUCACUGGCGUGCAGAAGUCUCUAGAACGUCUUGCCGAACUUCUCAACAAGAUACAGAAGGCGCUCGGUGAGUAUCUUGAGAAGGAAAGGGUGUCAUUCCCUCGUUUCUAUUUCGUUGGUGACGAGGAUUUGCUGGAGAUGAUCGGUAAUAGCAACGACACCUUGCGCAUUGCUAAACACUUCAAGAAAAUGUUCGCUGGUCUCACCGGACUCGUAAUGGACGACGAAUCGAUCAUUUCAGGCUUCACUUCCAAGGAAGGAGAAAUUGUACGACUUAAGAAAGAAAUCUCGCUAGCAAAGGUCCCUAAGAUCAAUGAUUGGUUGGCUUUGCUCGAGAAUGGUAUGAAGGUCACCCUGGCUGAGCUUCUUGCCGAAGCUGUCGAAGUAUAUACGCCCCUAUUCGAGUCGGGCGAGAUCAGCCCGAACGCCUUGAACGAUUUCAUGGACGCCUUCCCUAGUCAGAUCGUGGUGUUAGCUACCCAGGUGGCUUGGACUACAGCAGUAGAGCGAUCAUUGAAUGACGGCGGCAAGACAUUGCAAUCUCUUUUCGAGCGGGAAGUCCAUGUUCUCAAACUUCUCGCGGAGACUGUUCUUGGCGACUUGGAGGUGAUACAAAGGAAGAAAUGCGAGGCUCUCAUCACGGAAUGCGUUCAUCAGCGAGACGUUAUUGAGAAGCUAGUGAAGCUCAAUGCUAGCACGCCCACACAUUACAUGUGGCUGCUACAAAUGCGAUACGUCUAUGUGCCCGAGGGAGAUUACUUAGAGCGUGUCCAUAUCAAGAUGGCAAACGCGAAGCUCAACUAUGGUUUCGAAUACCUGGGUGUUCCCGAUAGACUGGUCCGAACUCCUCUUACUGAUCGCUGUUUUGGAACGCUUACCCAAGCACUCUGCCAGCGACUUGGCGGCUCUCCCUACGGACCUGCAGGUACUGGAAAGACGGAAUCUGUCAAAGCUCUUGGUGUCCAGCUAGGCCGUUUUACUCUAGUCUUUUGCUGUGACGACACUUUUGAUUUCCAGGCCAUGGGCCGCAUUUUCCUUGGUAUUUGCCAAGUUGGAGCCUGGGGUUGUUUCGACGAGUUCAAUCGUUUGGAGGAAAGAAUCUUGUCUGCCGUCUCGCAACAGAUCCAGAAUAUUCAACUUGGUCUAAAACAGGGUGCGGAAGACGACAAAGCCCAAAUUGAACUAGUUGGUCGGCAGCUUCAUGUAAACGCUAAUACGGGUAUCUUCAUCACGAUGAACCCUGGAUAUGCUGGUCGUUCCAAUUUGCCCGACAACCUCAAGAAGCUGUUCCGUAGCGUUGCAAUGUCAAAGCCGGACAAAGAGCUCAUUGCUGAAGUCAUGCUUUACUCUCAAGGUUUUAACCAAGCCAAACAGCUCUCCAAGCAGACAGUUCCGUUCUUCGACCAAUGUUUCGUAAAACUAUCCAAGCAAGCACAUUACGACUUUGGCCUACGUGCCUUGAAGAGUGUACUUGUUAGCUCUGGUGGUCUCAAACGUGCCCGGCUCACGAGCAGUGACGGCAACAUCGGUUCCGAAGAAGUUGUGGAGCCUGAGAUCAUCGUACAAAGCGUUCGAGAAACCAUCGCUCCAAAGUUGAUUCGAAGCGAUGUGGAGAUCAUGAUGGCGAUCGAGGCAGAUUGCUUCCCAGGUGUUCAGUACGUUCCUGCUAACUUGGCAGAACUUGAGGAUGCCAUUCGUCGUCUUGCAGCAGAGAGACACCUUGUGGUCAAUGAUAUCUGGAUGACCAAGGUUCUUCAGCUCUACCAAAUUCAAAAGAUCCACCAUGGUGUGAUGAUGGUGGGUAAUUCGGGAUCUGGAAAGUCUGCUGCGUGGAGACUUCUCCUGGAUGCACUUCAAGAAGUGGAAAAAGUCGAAGGUGUCUCUCAUGUCAUUGAUUCUAAAGUCAUGUCAAAGGAGGCACUAUACGGAAACUUGGACUCGACUACCAGAGAAUGGACCGAUGGUCUAUUUACUAGCAUACUACGGAAGAUUGUCGACAACCUCCGCGGAGAAGACUCCAAGCGUCACUGGAUCGUAUUUGACGGUGACGUCGAUCCUGAAUGGGUUGAAAACUUGAACAGUGUCCUGGAUGACAACAAGUUACUUACUCUCCCCAACGGCGAGCGUCUCAAUCUGCCACCCAAUGUUCGGAUCAUGUUUGAAGUCGAGACUUUGAAAUAUGCUACUCUGGCGACUGUUAGUCGAUGUGGUAUGGUAUGGUUUAGCGAGGAUACUGUCACACCAAGCAUGAUGGUCACCAACUACCUCGAUACUCUUAGGACCGUGGCAUUCGAAGACCUGGAUGAGGACACAGCUGCCGCUGGUCAAAGCCCCGCAAAGACCCUCCAGAUUCAGAGUCAAGUUGCCGAUCUGUUGAAUACUUAUUUGACGGAGGAAGAUUUCAUCCUCACAUCCCUGAAACAAGCCGAAUCUUACAACCAUAUUAUGGAGUUUACCGUUGCUCGCGUCCUGACAACCUUAUUCUCUUUACUCAACAAGGCUGUUAGAGACAUGAUCGAAUACAACGCCUCCCAUGUCGAUUUCCCUCUUGAUCCGGAGCAGAUCGAAACGUACGUCUCAAGAAAGUUGUUGCUUGCUCUAGUCUGGGCAUUGACGGGCGAUUGUCCACUCAAUGAUCGAAAAGCAUUUGGAGAUAAUGUUGGAGCGCUAGCAAACUUCGGAUCGCCGCCACUUGACGGCACUAGCUCUCUCAUCGACUUCGACGUUAUUCUCCCCAGAGCUGAAUGGACGCCGUGGCAAAAUCAAGUCCCUACAAUUGAGGUCAACACGCACUCUAUCACGCAAACGGAUGUCGUCAUUCCUACAUUGGAUACUGUUCGCCAUGAAGAUGUGCUCUACUCUUGGCUCGCCGAACACAAGCCCCUCCUACUCUGCGGACCGCCCGGAUCUGGUAAAACAAUGACUCUGUUUAGCGCACUUCGAAAAUUACCCAACAUGGAAGUUGUCGGCCUCAAUUUCUCUAGCGCGACUACCCCCGACCUCCUUAUCAAGACGUUCGAGCAGUAUUGCGAGUACAAGAAGACUCUUAACGGGGUGAUGCUAUCACCGACCCAGAUUGGCCGAUGGCUGGUGAUCUUUUGCGACGAAAUCAAUCUGCCAGCACCGGAUAAAUAUAACACUCAGCGGGCUAUUUCGUUCCUUCGUCAACUAGUAGAACACAACGGCUUCUGGCGAACAUCUGACAAGUCUUGGGUGACUCUUGAUCGAAUCCAAUUUGUUGGUGCCUGUAACCCUCCAACCGAUGCUGGCCGUACACCAAUGGGCGCCAGGUUCCUAAGACACGCGCCGUUAAUUAUGGUUGAUUAUCCCGGUGAGCUGUCCUUGCUUCAGAUCUAUGGCACUUUCAACUCCGCUGUCCUUAAGAUCAUUCCUGCGUUGCGCGGAUACUCCGAGCCGCUCACCCAGGCAAUGGUUCGUUUCUACUUGGAGUCGCAACAACGAUUCACGCCUAAGAUCCAACCGCAUUAUGUUUACAGUCCUCGUGAAUUGACCAGGUGGGUCCGUGGUGUGUACGAAGCUAUUCGUCCGCUAGAGACUCUCUCUGUUGAAGGAUUGAUCCGUAUUUGGGCACACGAAGCGCUGCGACUUUUCCAAGACCGUUUAGUUGCAGAGGAUGAGCGACAGUGGACUGACGAAGCUGUCCAACGAAUCGCAUUAGAGUUCUUCCCUACAAUUGACGAGAGUAAAGCGUUGGGUGGCCCGAUCCUAUUCUCCAACUGGCUUUCCAAGAAUUAUGUUCCCGUUGAUCGAGAACAGUUACGAGACUUUGUCAAGGCUCGUCUGAAGACUUUCUGCGAAGAGGAAGUGGAUGUUCCACUCAUUUUGUUCAAUGAUGUGCUUGAACAUGUCCUUCGUAUCGACCGUGUCUUCAGACAACCGCAGGGCCAUUUGAUAUUGAUUGGUGUCAGUGGAAGUGGAAAAACAACACUUUCAAGAUUCGUCGCUUGGAUGAAUGGUCUCAAAGUCUUCCAAAUCAAAGUUCAUGGGAAGUAUUCCGCCGAAGACUUUGACGAAGAUCUCCGAGAGGUUCUGCGCCGAUGCGGUUGCAAAGGCGAGAAGAUCUGCUUUAUCAUGGACGAAUCUAAUGUCCUUGACUCGGGUUUCCUGGAGCGCAUGAACACUCUUCUUGCUAACGCUGAAGUCCCCGGUCUUUUUGAAGGGGACGAUUUUGCAUCCCUUAUGACGGCUUGCAAAGAAGGCGCACAGCGGCAAGGAUUGCUACUGGAUUCUCAAGAAGAGCUAUACAAAUGGUUCACUCAGCAGAUUGUCAAGAACUUGCAUGUGGUAUUCACUAUGAACCCGCCCGAAGACGGUUUAUCCUCCAAAGCUGCUACUAGUCCGGCUUUGUUCAACCGUUGUGUGCUCAAUUGGUUUGGUGAUUGGUCUGAUCAGGCGCUCUUCCAAGUUGCCAAUGAGCUUACUCAUUCCAUCGACCUUGACAAACCCAACUUCGCGGCUCCUGAUACUAUUCCCGUCGCGUAUCGCGGUCUUAAUCUGCCUCCUUCCCACAGAGAAACAAUCGUUAAUUCCAUGGUCUAUAUUCAUUACUCUCUGCAACGUUUCAACAGCAAGCUUCAGAAGCAACAGGGCAAGGUUACAUUCCUCACCCCGCGUCACUUCCUCGAUUUCGUUGCUCAAUAUGUCAAGCUGUACAACGAGAAGCGGGAAGAUCUAGAGGAACAGCAACGUCACUUGAACGUUGGACUGGACAAGUUACGAGACACGGUCGAGAAAGUGCGUGAUCUUAGGGUCAGUCUGGCCGAGAAGAAGACCCAGCUCGAGGCAAAAGAUGCCGAGGCCAACGAGAAGCUACAACGCAUGGUUGCUGAUCAACGGGAAGCUGAACAGCGCAAGGGCGCUUCUCUGGAGAUUCAAGCAGCGCUUGAAAAACAAGAAGCAGAAGUUGCCACUCGCAAGGAGGUUGUCUUGAAUGAUCUUGCAAGAGCUGAGCCUGCUGUCGAAGAAGCCAAAGCUAGUGUCAGCAACAUCAAACGACAGCACUUGACUGAAGUUAGGUCUAUGGGUUCUCCACCGCAGGGUGUCCGACUUGCGAUGGAGUCCGUAUGCGCGUUGCUGGGCCACAAGAUCGCCGACUGGAAAGGUGUCCAGGCUGUGGUGCGACGUGACGACUUUAUUGCGAGCAUCGUCAAUUUUGACAACGAGAAGCAGAUGACCAAGGCCUUGCGAACGCUAAUGCGAAACAAAUUUUUGAAUCAGGCGGAUUUUACAUACGAAAAGGUCAACCGUGCCAGUAAGGCCUGUGGUCCGCUAGUUCAGUGGGUAGAGGCUCAAGUUAAUUACUCUGAGAUCCUCGACAGGGUCGGUCCUCUGCGAGAGGAGGUGGAUCAGCUUGAGGAGCAAGCCCUCCAGACAAAGGCUGAAGCCAAAGCCGUCGAAAACACCAUCAUCAGUCUAGAGCAAAGCAUCGCAACAUACAAGACCGAAUACGCAGCUCUUAUCAGUGAGACUCAGGCCAUCAAGGCCGAGAUGUCUCGUGUCCAAUUCAAGGUCGAUCGAAGCGUAAGAUUACUCGACAGUCUUUCUUCAGAGCGUACCCGCUGGGAGGACGGAAGCAAGUCGUUCGAAACUCAAAUCAGUACUUUAGUUGGAGAUGUCUUAGUGGCAGCGGCUUUCCUGGCUUACAGUGGUCUUUACGACCAGACCUUCCGAAAGUCAAUGAUGGAAGACUGGUUACAUCAACUGCAUCUUUCCGGUAUCAACUUCAAGCCCCACAACCCCGUUACCGAAUAUCUGUCGACUGCCGAUGAGCGCCUUAGUUGGCAAGAGAAUACCUUACCUGUUGAUGAUCUCUGCACGGAAAACGCCAUCAUCCUUAAGCGCUUCAACCGUUACCCGCUUAUCAUCGAUCCUUCGGGCAGAGUUACCGAGUUCCUUCAACGCGAAUGCAAGGACCGCCGUCUUACUGUGACUAGUUUCUUAGAUGAUUCCUUUACCAAACAACUAGAGAGUUCUCUCAGAUUCGGCAACCCGAUUCUCAUUCAAGAUGCCGAACACCUAGACCCCAUCCUCAAUCAUGUUCUCAAUAAGGAGUAUCAAAAAACAGGUGGUCGUGUACUCAUCCAACUUGGCAAGCAGGAGAUUGACUUCUCGCCUGCGUUCAAGAUCUACUUGUCGACCAGAGAUCCGUCUGCUACAUUCCCACCCGACAUUUGCAGUCGAACUACGUUUGUCAACUUCACUGUCACACAGAGCAGUCUCCAGACUCAAUCUCUUAAUGACGUCCUAAAAUCCGAGAGACCAGAUGUUGACGAGAGGAGAUCGAAUCUCAUCAAACUUCAAGGCGAGUUCAAGGUCCAUCUUCGACAACUUGAGAAGCGUCUUCUUCAAGCCCUUAAUGAAUCCCGUGGUAAUAUUCUUGAUGAUGACAACGUCAUCGAGACUCUUGAAACUCUCAAGACAGAAGCUGGCGAGAUCACGGCCAAGAUAAGCAACACUGAAGGCGUGAUGGCUGAAGUAGAAGAGAUCACAUUGCAGUACAGUAUCAUUGCGCGAUCGUGCAGUGCCGUCUUUGCUGUUCUCGAACAAUUACACUAUCUCAACCACUUCUACCAAUUCUCACUUCAGUACUUCUUGGACAUUUUCCACUCUGUUCUUCACGGCAAUAAGAACCUAACAGGCGUGACUGAUUUCAACGCACGCCGAGACAUUAUCAUCAAAGACCUAUUUGUGACCACAUUCAAGAGAACAGCGCUGGGUCUACUACAGAAGGAUCGAAUCACUUUGGCCAUGCUCCUCGCCCAAGCCUCCCCAUACAAGAUGGAUAAGGGCCUGAUCGAUAUUAUUCUCGACCAACGUAUCGAGGGCAAAGACCUCUCUACCGAAAUCGACGCUAAAGAUGAGACUUUUACUAAAGCCAAGAGGCUUGGCGUAUUGAAGGACAAGCUCGAUCAAGUACCAUCUGCCGCCUGGGAAACGUUCCUGUCGGAAGAACUAGCCGAGAAUGUCAUCCCCCAAAUCUGGGAUGCGAAUACUGAACCAUUUGAUCAAGGAUUACUCUCGCUACUCCUCGUCAAACUCUUCCGCCUCGAUCGUUUCGUCCCAGCCUCAGAGCGGUUCGUUGCGUCCGUCUUCGGAGCUGAACUGUUCGACAUUGUAGAUGAUCUCAAAGAAACUAUCAACCAGGUCCCUUCGACCCGUCCCAUUUCGCUUGUCUCGAGUCCUGGCUUCGAUGCCAGCUACAAGGUAGACAAUCUGGUUGAGAGAACGCGUGUCAGAUGCACGAAUAUCGCUAUGGGGUCGAAUGAAAGUCUUGCGAGUGCGGAUAAAGCAAUUAGCAACGCAGCACAGGUCGGAUCUUGGGUUUUGAUCAAGAACGUCCACCUUGCACCUACUUGGUUGCAAUCCCUGGAAAAGCGCAUGGAAUCUCUGAACCCACAUUCUGAUUUUAGGCUCUUCCUGUCGAUGGAAUCCAGCCCCAAGAUUCCUGUCAAUUUACUUCGCGCAUCUCGCGUGCUUAUGUAUGAACAACCGGCUGGUGUCCGCGCCAACAUGAAGGAUUCGAUGUCUUCUCUUACAGACCGAGCUUCGAAGAGUCCCGUGGAGCGCGGCCGACUAUACCUGCUCCUUUCCUUCCUACAUGCUGUCGUUCAAGAACGUCUACGCUACGCACCCAAUCUGGGUUGGAAAGGCUUCUGGGAGUUUAAUGAUAGCGAUUACGAAUGCUCCGCCUUCAUCGUUGAUACGUGGGUAGAAUCAGUGGCACAAAGCCGCUCAAAUAUCAACCCACAGAAUAUUCCUUGGGACAUGAUCCGCUACUUAGUCCGCGAGACAUACGGCGGCAAGAUUGAUGACGAAGGCGAUUUCAAUCGCUUAACGGAAUUGGUCGACCAAUCUCUCACGCCAGCAGCCUAUGAAAUUGGGCACAAACUAGUCGAAGGCACUGAGAAGGAUGGGCAAGAAGCAAGCCUUGUGGUACCGUCUGGCACUUCGCUGCAAGAGUUCAUGGGGUGGAUCCAGAAACUGCCUGAGCGCGAACCACCAACUUACUUGGGCCUGCCUGCCAACGCAGAGAAGCUGCUGUUGGUUGGGCUUGGUAGGAGCCUGAUAGGAAACCUGAAGAAGGUGACGGAAUUAUUGGACGAAGGAGAGCAGCUCUUGGGAGAGGUCUGAUAUGCCUGUACAAGAUUAUGGACGUUGUUUCUUCAUUGGGGAGUUUGGUCUUUUUCCUCUCUACAGGCUUCGAGAUUACAAACCUUCAUACCCUGAUACCCCUUUUAGUUUUAGAUUGUUACCUAUUUCCUUUUUUUGUUACAUACAGGUGUAUAAGUUACACUAUACACGAAAAUGAAAUUGUUGCCCAAUUAUGUGUGCGAACUGUUCUCUCCGUCUAAUCCUUCGAUUGAUCGUGUAGCUAAACCAUCGUAAAUCUUGAGUGACGACACAUCGGCACUGACAUCAUUUUCUAUGUACUGUAUGUAUUAGAGUGGUAUUUGCUUUAGCGGCUCCAACUAUGCAAGUUUCCAAUGCCUCACAUCCAAUCAGACAAGCUGUAUUUCAAACCAUUACGACUAAAUGUUCCCCUCGUCGUACAUACCUAUUUGUAAAUGAAUGCUAAUCCAUCAAAUUCUCGUUAAAUACCUGGUAGGUAGCUCCGAGAUAAAAAGGAGCAAGCGAACAC
This is a messenger RNA of Annulohypoxylon truncatum, 13895 nucleotides long. Its product is annotated as cytoplasmic dynein heavy chain. The transcript is spliced from 3 exons. Gene Ontology annotation, cellular component: dynein complex. Gene Ontology annotation, biological process: microtubule-based movement. Lineage: Eukaryota; Fungi; Ascomycota; Sordariomycetes; Xylariales; Hypoxylaceae. The coding region runs from base 332 to 13387 and encodes 4351 amino acids. Gene Ontology annotation, molecular function: dynein light intermediate chain binding; ATP hydrolysis activity; minus-end-directed microtubule motor activity. The record is from RefSeq and is a predicted model, not a curated record.